Molecule: messenger RNA, 1988 nt
Organism: Syngnathus acus (greater pipefish)
Lineage: Eukaryota; Metazoa; Chordata; Actinopteri; Syngnathiformes; Syngnathidae
Gene: gps1
Product: G protein pathway suppressor 1
Exons: 13
Coding region: 121-1668 (515 amino acids)
Cellular component (GO): COP9 signalosome
Source: RefSeq, a predicted model, not a curated record
CUCAUUCUACCGGCCGAAUCUGAAGAGCAACACACCGAUUAGCACUAGCACCGCUGCGGGAUUGAUCUGCGCACUAUAGUCAGAUUGUUAAUCGCGUCUAAAAAGGCAUACACGUCAAAUAUGCCUUUGCCUGUGCAGGUUUUUAACUUUCAGGGGGCUGUGGAACCCAUGCAGAUUGAUGCAGAUCCCCAAGAGGACCAGCAGAAUGCGCCAGACAUCAACUACAUUGUGGAGAACCCAACACUGGAUCUAGAACAGUAUGCGACCAGUUAUGGUGGACUAAUGCGUAUCGAGAGACUCCAGUUCAUCGCGGAGCAUUGCCCACAGCUCAGAGUGGAAUCCUUGAAGAUGGCUCUGACUUUUGUCCAAAGGACUUUUAACGUUGACACUUAUGAAGAGGUCCACCGCAAGCUGUCUGACGCCUCACGGGAAGUCCCAGGUGUACCAGAAGUAGCUCCCGAAGGUGGGGUUGUCCCUCCUCCUUUGGAUUCAGCAUGGGCAGAGUCCACCAGGAAGAAGGCUCUGCUUAAAUUGGAGAAACUGGACACUGAUCUAAAGAAUUACAAGGGGAACUCAAUUAAAGAGAGCAUUAGGAGAGGACAUGAUGACUUGGGGGAUCAUUACCUGGACUGUGGUGACCUCAGUAACGCCCUCAAGUGCUACUCUCGAGCUAGGGACUACUGCACCAGUGCUAAACAUGUCAUUAAUAUGUGUCUGAAUGUAAUCAAGGUUAGUGUUUAUCUCCAGAACUGGUCUCAUGUACUGAGCUAUGUCAACAAGGCAGAAUCCACACCCGAGAUUGCAGAGCAACGAGGAGAGCGAGACAGCCAAAAUCAAGCAGUUCUUACCAAAUUAAAGUGCGCUGCAGGCCUGGCGGAAUUGGCGUCUCGAAAAUACAAAGCAGCUGCCAAGUGCUUCCUGCAGGCUUCCUUUGACCACUGUGACUGUCCAGAGGUGAGCCAGGGAUCGCUUCGACCAUAUUAUUCAGCUUGCAUAAAAAAUGGGAGGCGACUGUAUAAUGCACGGAUGUCUCUUCAGCUUUUGUCACCCAGUAAUGUAGCGGUCUACGGAGGUUUAUGCGCUCUGGCUACAUUUGACAGACAGGAGCUCCAACGCAACGUCAUCUCGAGCAGCUCUUUUAAGUUAUUUCUAGAAUUAGAACCUCAAAUUCGUGACAUCAUCUUCAAGUUCUAUGAAUCCAAAUAUGCAUCCUGUCUUAAGCUACUGGAUGAAAUGAAGGAUAAUCUUCUGUUGGACAUGUACUUGGCUCCACAUGUCCGGACACUGUACAGCCAAAUCAGAAACAGAGCUCUUAUCCAGUAUUUCAGCCCCUACGUUUCAGCAGACAUGACAAAGAUGGCUCAGGCCUUCAAUACUACAGUGGCAGCCCUCGAAGACGAACUCACUCAACUUAUCCUGGAGGGGCUCAUUAAUGCACGCAUUGACUCCCAUAGCAAGAUUCUGUAUGCGAGGGAUGUGGACCAGAGAAGCACAACUUUUGAGAAGUCGCUCCAUAUGGGCAAAGAGUUCCAAAGACGAGCCAAAGCCAUGAUCCUCAGAGCAGCUGUGCUUCGCAAUCAAAUCCAUGUCAAGUCUCCACCCAGAGAAGGAAGUCAGGGUGAACUGACACCAGCCAACAGUCAAACAAGAAUGAGCACCAACAUGUGAGUCAGAACCGGUAGAAAGGAUCUAGUCGUUUUUUCAAAAUCACUCACCUGAGUCACCUCGGUCCACCUCCCAUUUUCUUUGCUAAAGAAUAUAACAACACACAGUUUAAAGACUUUAAAGUUCUAGAUUGAGCUUUUGUAUCACAUCUCACGGGAAAAGAAAAACUGAAAUGAUGUGGAAAUGUGUUUAAGAAGAAAACGUGUGUGGAAUUUCAGCAUUUGAGCUGUUACUGGUUGGAGAUGCACUUUGCUCCGCUAGCUCUUUAUGGAGAAGACUUAUGAACUGUAACAAUGUUUUAAAAUAAAAUGCCUUCCAGAAAA